AUGACCCAGUAUCAACUCUAUGACCGUGUAUCAACAAUUGACAACUAUGUCGCAACGAUCAAAUAUAUCGGUCAUCUUCCUCAAUGGGGGUCUCAGGUAGUGGCAUUUGGGUUAGAAUGGGAUGAUGCUAACCGUGGUAAAAACAAUGGAGUAUUGGAUGGUGUACAAUAUUUCACCCCUAUCGUGGAAAACUCAGUAAGCUUCGUGAAAUCGACAAAUAAGAACAUAAACCAUGAUCGAAAAUCAUUCAUUCGGGUAAUCAGGGAACAGUACCUCGAUGCCAUUGGGUAUGAAGCCAAGGGGAUCAAAUUCGGUGGGAAAGUUGUUGAAGAAUUGGGGUGGCAACAAUUGAAUGAGUAUCAGUCCCAAUUACGUAAUUUGACGUCAUUGAGCUUGGACCAUUGUUUUAUAUAUUGCAUGGCUCGCGGUACUGAAGUUGAUGAUGUUGAGAAUGUAUUCGCCGGAUUGGCCAAUUUGACCAAUUUAGAUCUAAGUUGUAAUUUAUUCAACAACAUGGAUGACAUCUGGCAAAUUGUCGCUCGUUUACCAAAUUUGAAAGUAUUGAAUAUCAAUGGGAAUCGUUUUCCACUCGAUGUGGAUAACCAUGAGCAAAAAGAUCAUUUUAUUCAUUAUAAUUUACAAGUUUUGAAGAUGGCAUCAACUUUGAUUCCAAUAUCUAAAAUCAAUACCAUAGUGUCACAAUUCCCCAAUUUGUUAGAAUUGAUCAUAUCGGGGAAUCAGUACACGAAUAAUGAUGUAAACUGCUUAGAUGUCGGUGAUUACAGAUUAGCGACUUUGGAUUUAUCAUACAAUAACCUUCAAUGUGUCCCAAUUAAACUACCUUUAUACAUUACAACCUUGAAUUUGUCACAUUGUCGAAUCAAUUCUAUUGAGAAAAGAGUAGCAACAAACGACAUCACCUCCCUCGAUAUUAGAUAUAACCAGCUCAAAACUUGGUUGGAUAUAGAUAACCUAUCUGAAUCAUUCACCCAAUUAACCAAUUUACGCAUCAAUCAUAAUCCGAUAUUGAAUGAUUUGUCCAUCGAUGACAUGACAUGCCAAUUGAUUGGACGAUUUGAAUGUAAUAAUAGUGAUGUUCAUGGGGAAAAUAACCAUCCCAACAAGCUAGCUGUAUUGAAUGGAUCAAAGUUGACGCCCUCAGAGAUUAUGAAUGGUGAAUUGUAUUUCAUAUCCAAGGUCCAACUGGGUCAGUAUGAAAUGCAUAAUCGUACUCGAUGGGAGGACUUGUUGAAAAAGUAUGGUAAACUGGACAAAGAACUUCAAGUGCUGCCAAGUUUAAGUCAGCCCAAACGAUGGAUAAAUCUACAGUUGAUGGUUCGUCAAGUGAAGAAGCAACACAUGGGAAACAGUGAACUGAAAACAACAAUGGAUACGGCGACUCAAUCCAUCAACACUCCUACAGAUUAUACAUCAUUAUCCACCCACAAGUUUCUCAAAACAACUUCAAUUUUAAAAUUCAAAGGCUUAAUCUCGCGAUUAUUUUUAUCAAAUUUAUCAAUACUUGACUUCCAAAUCUACUACUAUAUAAAUCAAGAUACAAAUUUCGCCAUCAAGUAUGAGUUUGAUAAUUGGUCCAGUUGUUUAAAUGAUUUUGCCUUGGAUGAGUAUCAAUAUAUUUAUAUAGAUGUGCAUCAGCAAUAA
Lodderomyces parapsilosis is the source of this 1662-nucleotide messenger RNA. RefSeq lists its product as uncharacterized. The transcript has a single exon. Gene Ontology annotation, molecular function: protein binding. NCBI's taxonomy places the organism in Eukaryota, Fungi, Ascomycota, Pichiomycetes, Serinales, Debaryomycetaceae. The record is from RefSeq and is a predicted model, not a curated record. The coding region runs from base 1 to 1662 and encodes 553 amino acids.